AUGUGCAAACAGCGAUCCAGCGAAGUUUGCGAGCUAUGGAAGAAGCUAAAAAUACACAGAGACAGCGGAAGACGGAUGGUGAAAAAGAGAGGAGAGAAUCUAAAGAAGCCAACACACCAACCGAGCAAAAUCGCAGCCGUGUCUACACACACCGCCCAUCAGAAUGCCGAAAGAACAGAUUUGAAUCUUUCUGAAGUUAAAGGGCGUGCAAAGGAAAUGGAGCAAGAUUCGGAUAGCAAAGGAAGUUCCGAAAAAGAGAGCGCAGAAGUGGUGGAAGAUACAGCCGCUAUAUUCGAAGCUCUAGAAAAACCGGAAAUGCUUAAUUUAAGAGAGGAAACAGCAUCGGCAAAAAGGAAGGCUACACAAAUGAAGAAGAGCAACAAAAUGAGACAAAAAUCAGAGAAAAUUAUGUCUGAGGGUGAAGUUCUUAUUGAUAGGAUUGAUUUUGACAAGGUAGAAAAGCCUGAAGAAAUUUCAAAAAAUGAGCAAAUGAAGACACAAGAGUCAUUGAGGCCUAAAUCCAGAAAGCGCGCAGUUGAUGUCAUGCGAACACAAGACGAGACGGAAGAAGAGAAAAAGCCGCAAUUUCCAAGCCAUUUAUCCGUGUUAAGAGCAAUGCAAUCCAUCAAAGACACAGUCAUGGAUUUUUCUGCACAUCCAGAACCCGGUGCACGAAAAAGCACCUCUGUGCCUGCAAUCAGUUCUUAUCGUCGUUCCUCUGAUCCACCUGUCUGCCAUUACAAAUUCGUCACUGUUCGAGUGCAAACCAUCGAUGAUCUGGAACUAACCAUUACAGAAAAUCUCGUAGUGCUUUUUAUCCCUUUCUCGUCACCAGCAUUUUAUGAUCUGGUUAUUGGUGAUCAGAUUGUUGAAUGUGACGGAGUGGUCCCAAAAAGUUUACAAGAGUUCAACGAUUACGUAACUAUAGCUGAGAAGGUGGUCUUGGGCAUUGUUCGAGCUUGGAAUGUUCAUCCUCCUUCGCCAAAGCGAAUGAACAACGUAUUGCCUCACAAGAAAUAUUGUUAUUUGAUUGUUGACCUGCCGUUACUGACAGGUAUGCGACUUGGAUACGAAUUUCGCUGCAGUAAUGGUCGUCUAUAUCUUACAAAGCUUGAACCACAAACUAUGGGUGCUUUCGCUUUUCUCGCAGUUGACAGAAUAAUCGAUGUGGAUUCCGAUAAGAUUCCUCCGCGAGUCAAUAUGGUUGCCCUCAGGAACAGGAUUCGUGCAGUUCAAGAAAGAGAUGGCUUCUGUACAUUUCUUGUUGAAAGGCCGUCAUCGCUGCAUCACGUCACCAACCCCAGUUGUGCUGCAAUGAAGCCAGCGGGAACUCCAGCCGAUGGCAUCAUUAUGGGCGACGACGCCAUCGAAAUUGGGGCCCGCGAGGCGUUUAAAUAUGCUCGCGUAAAGAACAAACUGCGAUUUGAACCCGUCUACACCAUGAAGUCCCCAUUGCAGUCAGCGGUAGAGCUGGAUCUAAUUACUGCUGUUGAGGACUCUGAAGCUGCCAGCCGACGACGAAGGAAAAGGAGAAGAAGAUUGAGAAUAGGGAAAAACCCAAGAGAGAAAGCAAUACCCAGUGACGUCAAGAGAGGAACAGCACUAUCUAAGGCGAGUGAUAAUACAAUAAGGAAGCUUGUUACAAAAUUCAUAUCAAAGACAUUUAGUCACUGAAGUCAUUACCUAUCAUGCUUAUGUCAGACUGUAAAC
Messenger RNA from Cylicocyclus nassatus, 1710 nucleotides. The record is from the annotation of a GenBank genome assembly. NCBI's taxonomy places the organism in Eukaryota, Metazoa, Nematoda, Chromadorea, Rhabditida, Strongylidae.